GCGAUGACACUUAUGGAGUACCUAAUAAAGACAGGUUCAGAGCGGGUUGCCCAGCAGUGUAAGGAAAAUAUAUAUGCCAUCCAGACAUUAAAAGAUUUUCAGUACGUUGACCGGGAUGGCAAAGAUCAAGGGGUCAACGUACGGGAGAAGGCCAAGCAGCUGGUGGCCCUCCUUAAAGACGAUGAGCGUCUCAAAGAAGAGCGGGUCCACGCCCUCAAAACUAAGGAGAAGCUGGCCCAGACUGCAACUGCUUCUUCUGCUUCAUUGUCUUUGGCAAAUGCCCCAGUAGAAGCAGAGCAAGCAUGGCCCCAGAGCAGUGGGGAAGAAGAGCUGCAGCUACAGUUGGCACUGGCCAUGAGUAAAGAGGAAGCGGAGCAGGAAGAGCGGAUCCGGCGUGGGGAUGACCUUCGCCUCCAGAUGGCCAUUGAAGAAAGCAAGAAGGAGACUGUCCCUGCUAAGAAGGAGAUUGAAGUGAUUAUAGCGUUUCCUGUUUCUCCACUUGAAGUGAAUGGACUGAUUUUUUCUUCUUAUUGGGCAGUUCAAAAUCUGGGAGGUGAUGGGCUAGUUGAUUGGAUUGGGCUUUUGCAACCCAGUGUGGAAAUAGCUUUGAGAAUUGGAGAUACCCUCCAUCUGUCUGUCUUCUCCUCCUUCCUCUCCAUGUGUCAAACUCCAUUCCAUGCCUCUUAUGUUGUAUUUCUUCCCUCCCAGACCCCUGCAGUGGCCGACGAAGACCUACAGCUCCAGCUAGCCCUUAGCUUGAGCAAAGAGGAGUCAUCCCUGAUGGACCUUGCUGAUGUCUUCACUGCUCCACCACCCGCUGACCCGUGGGCCACUCAGCCUCCUCCUGCUGACCCUUGGGGCAACGCUGCCACGGUUGUGCCCACAGCUCGUACGGACCCAUGGGGACCCCCUGCUGCUGGAGCAGCCCCUACAGGAGACCCUUGGGGAGCUUCCGUAGCACCUCCUGUACCCCCCUCAGACCCUUGGGGAGCCCCGCCAGUUGUCAGCGCUGACCCCUGGAAGGCCGAACACCCACAGACCCAUGGUCAUCCAGCACGGCUCUCACAUCCCAAGGACAGCCUGCUCCUGAUCCUUGGGCUCCAGCAUCCACUUUUUCAGAUCCCUGGGGGGCCUCCCCUUCUACCCCUAGCACCAACAGCAUGGCAGCUGCCAGAGGCUUUGAGCAGUUUGAUGGCGGGGACAGGGAUGAAUUCUCUGAUUUUGGCAGCCUGCAUCCAGCACUGCACAAAUCUGGAAGCAGCACAGGUGAACUGUCCCUCUUAGCAGGGGAGGUCCCUGUUUCUCAGGCUGGCAGCGGCAAGGACAGCCCCUGCGCUUUUGAUAUGGCUGCCAUGGUUGGGUCACUGCCAGAGACCUGCAAGCCGAUGCGUAAAACCCCCGAGUCGUUCCUGGGUCCCAACGCAGCCCUCGUUGAUCUGGACUCUCUGGUCAGCAAACCUGCUGCUCCAUACAGCAGCACCAAGGCUUCAAACCCCUUCCUCCCCCCUGGUUCAGCUCCCGCCCCAUCUGCCUCGGCCACCAAUCCAUUCCAGGCAGCGGCGGCCACCCCGCUGUCACUCAAUCAGCUCCGUGUCAGUCCAGUUCUUCCGUUGCCCCAGCCAGUGCAACCAAUGUUUCCUGCCACAGCUCCAAUUGUCUCCAUAUCCCCCAUGGCUCCUAGGAUGCCCUUAGCCUCCGUUUCCCCCAUGGUGGUGGUGCAGCCCUUGGCGGCUGUUCCAUCUCUGGGGCUCCCUGCCAUGGGGCUGCCCCCUCAGAGCCUGCCCCCUGCCAGCGUUGUUCCCAGCAGCACUUCCACCCUGGGGAGCACCAACCCCUUUUUGCUAUAACUGGGGGACCUUUGGCCCGGUGUUGACCACCCAAACAUCCCCUUUUGCCCUGUGUUCUUCAUUAGCAGUGGGGCCCCUCCAACGGCAGCCACCAAGUAGGAGCAGCUGGAUUGUGGUAGAAGGGAGGUGGAAGGAAAGGGAGGGACCCAAGUCCUUGCAGGCCCUCCAACCCCAUGUUGGGAGGUCAGGAGAGUCUUUCUGCAAAUUUGUUCAUCAAUCUCUGUCUUCUCCUUUGUGGAAAGAUGGGAGAAAUGAAAAUUGCUAACUUCCUAUCUCUGUGAUUUUCCAGAUGAAACUAUUUGGGGAAAUGAAGACACAACCUUUUAAAUUAAUGUUUUCCCCCCUUAGAUACUCCCCUUCCUUCCCUUCUGAAUUUUUGUUGCAUCUUCUUCAACCUCCCUCUCUCCCCACAACCUCUAAGCUGGGACCAGUUUUUCUGUUUCUUGAGGAUUUUUUUUUCCUCCUGAGGAAGUAGGGGGUGGUGUGUGUGUGGGGUAAACAGGAACAAUUAACACCUUAGAAUACAUCUCCCUCUGUUCUUAGGAUCAAGAGAGAUGCCACUAACUUAAUGCCAGAGACCAGAACUAUGUCAUGCUCCUAGGCCUCUACCCCUCGUAUACCCACUUUCUGCAAAUGUUGGAUCCCGAAAGAAUAUCCUUUUGCAAGAAAUGCAGGAUCUUGCCAACGCAUUGAGUGGGUCAACGGUGGGGAGGACCUUGAAAUACUCAAUGCAACCUACUGUGAAGGGGAAUCUGGAAGCCGCUGAAGGCUGGGUGUUCUUAGAUGCUAGAAAGGCUUUAAAGGCAAAACUUCCCACACUGGACCAUGACUAGACUUGAAAGGCUUUCUUGGCCCGUGUCUUGGAAGGCCUGAAAGACAGAAGCCCCUGCUGGAUUUUGGAACAGCAGGAUCUAAAAUUCUCUGUCCUGGUCUAUGGGCCACGGCCAACUCAACCAAGGAGAACAAGGAAUAUACUGAAAACAGUGGGGUGGCCAGCAGAGUUGAGAAGCUCUUCCUGCCUCUGGCUCAGUGGCCUUCCAGACAUGGCAUGCGUGGCAACGUGCUUCCCUGUCUUUGGGGGUUGGACGCCCUGUGGCCCACCAGGAAAGUACCAUUUCUCAGAUGCACAGUCAGACAAGAGACCUGUACUUCAACCAGCGCAACUCCAAAAGAGCCUUCAAUUUUCUUCGGACAGGUGGGGGGAACAGAGGGAGGGACAGAAGAUGUUGGGUGGUCACUUUUACCCCUGCUACAGCAGCAGCAGCAGCUUGUGAGGGAAGGGAGUCAUGGCUGUGU
This is a messenger RNA of Thamnophis sirtalis, 3143 nucleotides long. The record is from RefSeq and is a predicted model, not a curated record. NCBI's taxonomy places the organism in Eukaryota, Metazoa, Chordata, Lepidosauria, Squamata, Natricidae.